AUGUUCACUACCGCCUUAACGCGGAGGUUUAGGGGAUUAAACAGGGGUUUCGUUUAUGAGAAAUUGGUCGUCGUGCGACAAAGGGGAAAUGUCGACGAAUAUAUACAGGAGUUCCAAUUCCUGGUGGCACAAGCAGCUGGAGUAAAUGAGGAACAAUUAUUGGGAUAUUUUUUUGCUCGGUUGCAGGAAGGAUUGAGAAAUCUAGUGAGGCCGCACGAUCCACGCGAUCUAUUGACAACGAUGGAGCUAGCUCACGAUGUCGAGCAGGCAGGAUCUGUAUCGCGAGGUAAUAACGGAACGGGAGGAAAAGGAGGGGCGACUUGGGGAAGAUAUGCCCAGAGUUCAGGUACUGUCGCGAGGACAGAAACCUAUCGCGGGUCGACGGAGGGGUUGGUGAACGCCGGUGGCGGAUCGGAAAUGAAGAAAAAAGGCGUUUCUAGCAAUUUAGUCUCCCGAGCAGGCAGUAGCAGAGGAGGGAAUACUCAAGGAAAAGGAGUAAGGACCUUGCCUUAUCCCGAAUACAUUAAGAGGCGCGAAGAAGGACAUUGCUUCCACUACGGCGGACCUUAUAGUCCUGGUCAUAGUUGUGCGGAGAGAAGCAUGCGUGUCAUGAUAUUGGCAGAGGAGGAUGGAGAAGACGAAACAGAGGAGAACGCCGAGAUGGAACAAACGGCGAUGGAACUAUCGGGGUUGUCUGCCGGAGGACUUACGCAAUCUAAUACAAUGAAGCUGCAAGGCUGGAUGCAGAGGAGGAGAAUUCUAGUCUUAAUUGAGUGCAGAGCUAGUCAUAUUUUUAUAUCCACCAGAUUGGUGAAAGAAUUGGGUUUGGAAAGCACCGACACACGUCCUUAUAAAGUGUGUUUGGGAGAUGGGCAAAAGAAAGUGACUAGUGGGUAUUGUACAAGAGUCCUCGUGAAAUUAGAUGGUUUGGAAGUCAAAAAUAAAUUGUAUCUCUUUGAGUUACGCGGUGUGGAUGUAAUAUUAUGGGUGACUUGGUUAGCUUCCCUAGGAGAGAUUAAAGUGGAUUGGGGACAACUCAUUAUGAAGGUGGAGCGGGAAGGGAACGAAGUGGAGAUAAAAGGAGAUCCCACUUUAACACGUAGAAUGGUGAUACCCAAAGUUCUCUUAAAAGAAAAAGAGAUAGAAGCCAUGACUCUCCUGUGGAGCUUAAGUCAAGCAGAAGCGGUGGAGGCAGAUGGGGAAGCCGAGAGAUGGGCACCAACGCAAGAGGCAGGGCUGAAACAGAUUAUGUCAAACUUUGAUGGAGUGUUUCGAGAACCUCAAGGGCUGCCACCUGAGAGGAAAGUAGACCACCGAAUACCUUUGAAGGAAGGUACCGAACCCAUAAGUGUCAGGCCAUAUCGCUACCCGCAUCUUAUGAAAACAAAGAUAGAGAGACAAGUUGAGGAAAUGCUGAAUCUGGGCAUUAUUCGCCCUAGCAAUAGCCCAUACUCAAGUCUAGUAAUAUUAGUGAAAAAGAAGGAUAGGAGCUGGAGAUUUUGUAUGGAUUACAUAACACUUAAUAGGGUCACUAUGGCGGAUAAAUAUCCAAUACCUGUUAUAGAAGAAUUGUUGGAUGAGUUACAAGGGGCAACGUAUUUUUCUAAGAUUGAUUUAAAGCUUGGAUAUCAUUAA
Vigna angularis (adzuki bean) is the source of this 1635-nucleotide messenger RNA. RefSeq lists its product as uncharacterized. NCBI's taxonomy places the organism in Eukaryota, Viridiplantae, Streptophyta, Magnoliopsida, Fabales, Fabaceae. The transcript has a single exon. The record is from RefSeq and is a predicted model, not a curated record. Bases 1 to 1635 code for a protein of 544 amino acids.